GCUGAUCGGCGGGGGCUGCUGAGGCGUUCUUCCUCUGAGUUACGCCUCCUGACUCCGUGCGGGUUUUCAGAGGAUUCCUACUGGAAGUAUACAGAAAUGAAAAGAAAAGUAGUAAAUCCUGGCAAGCUGAGAUUGAGUCCUAAUGAGGAAGCCUUCAUUUUGAAGGAAGAUUAUGAAAGAAGACGAAAACUAAGAUUGCUACAGGUUCGAGAACAAGAAAGAGAUAUCGCCUUACAGAUAAGAGAAGACAUAAAACAGAGGAGAAAUCAGCAAUUUACUCGUUUGGCAGAGGAGCUAAGGGCAGAAUGGGAGGAAUCACAAACUCAGAAAAUACAGAACUUGGAAAAACUAUAUUUGGCAAGUUUAAGAAAUAUGGGAGAGGGACAUCGACAGGCCAAAGAAAAUGAGCCUGAUUUGGUUGCUCUGGCACAGAGGGCAGCAGAAAGGAAAAGAAAAGCAGAAGUGAGGCACAAAGAGGCCCUGAAAGUACAGAAAAAUCAAAAAGAAGUAUUAAUGGGACAAAAAACCCGGCAUAUACAAGUUCGAAAGGAAGCACUGCUCGUGGAAAAACAAAGAUCUGCCAAAAUUACAAGUCUGCCACCUCCUCCUCCAUCUCUUUUUGAGAACCUUGAAGCAAAGAGAAUUUCUGCAGUUAAAACCAAUAGUUCUACCUAUCAUCAUCUUUGCACUUUUGUGAAUAGAGAGAUGGAUACAAAGCAGCCAGGUGCUCAUUUGGCAGCUGAAGAAGAAGCUAAACGAUUGGAAGAGCUACAAAAACAGGCAGCACAAGAGAAAAUGGAACAGAUUGAAAAGGCUCAUGUACGGGGUUUCCAAGCAAUGAAAAAGAUCCAUUUGGCUCAAAAUCAAGAAAAGCUAAUGAAAGAACUCAAACAGCUACAACAAGAGGACCUGGCACGUAGGAGACAGACUGUAGCACAAAUGCCACCACAACUAGUUGAACUUCCAUACAAACGCAGUGAAAUGAAAGAAGACUGGCAGAGAGAGCUGGAAUUUGCCUUUGAAGAUAUGUACAAUGCAGACAGGAAGGUGAAAGGAAACCUGAUUUUGCAUCUUGAACCAGAGCCCUUGCCUAUAGUGACUGAUCAGAUCCAAGAUGAAGAACUGGACCUUUCAAUGGAACAAGAACCUCCAGGUGAAACUGAAAACUUUCAAGUAACAGAAGUAGAAAAAAUACAUUCUAAUAAAACAGAAGUUCCCUUGGCAAUGGAAAUCCAACAGGCCCCUUCAAAAAUUCUUUUUAAAAAAUUAUUAAAUAAAAUCCGAAGCCAAAAAUCUCUCUGGACAGUUAAAUCCAUGUCUGAGGAUGAAAGUGAAAUGAUUACGACUGUUAAUGAAAUUGAGACUAAAGCAUCAACAGUUGAAACGGGAACAAUUGCCAGUGAAGAGAGAUUAUCCUCUGAGCAGGAACAAGUUGUUGAAAGUGAUAUACUAACAAUUGAGUCUGGACCAAUUACUAAUGAAGAUAAACCACUUCCUUGCAGUACAGAUUCUGGAAAGGAACAAGAAAUAAAUGAGCCUCUACCUAUCACAGCCGUAGCUCAGAAUUCAGUUCUACUUCAUCCUCAAGAAGCAGCAGCCAGAAUUAGAAUGUCAACAAGGCAGAAACAGAUAAUGGAAAUAGAAGAACAGAAGCAAAAGCAGUUGGAAUUACUUGAACAAAUUGAACAGCAGAAGUUAAGAUUAGAAACUGAUUGCUUCAGGGCUCAGCUGGAAGAAGAAAAAAGGAAAAAAACUCAACAGACUGGGGUUGGCACUGCUCCAGCAUCAUGCUCUGUAAUUUCUGAUGAGGAUAGUCAAAGGCAGAUGAUUCGUAACUAUCAACAUCAGCUUUUACAACGAAACAGGUUACACAGGCAGUCUGUUGAAACAGCCAGGAAGCAAUUACUCGAAUAUCAAGCUGUGUUAAAAGAAAGGUACCCAUCCAUGUCAGCUCCAUCAUUGAUAUCUGAUUCUGUGAUAUCAGCACCACCAUGGAAAUCUGAAAGAUCCACUGCUCUAUCAGAGCAUUGGGAUCAAAGUCAGAAACCCAAAUUGAGUCCUAACAAAUAUCAGCCCAUACCAGUCUCCAAAUUAGAACAAGAUCAUUUUCAGGUACCAAGACAAAAGCACUUUCCACAAAGACAGGUAGAAACAACAGAAACAUUAAGCACUUCUGAUGUUUUAGCUACGCAGUCUUUGGAAUCACAAAAACAUCUAAGGCAAUUCUCACAGACCAAAACACUACAGAGAGACUAUAAAUUGGUAUCUAAAGAUUCUCGUAUACUUUCAAGGGCUUUGUCACAUGAUAGGCCACUAAUAUUACAGGAUGCUAAAAAAAUAACUGAAACAUCUAGGGCAACAGCUUUUCAAACUUUAGAUUCCCAGCAAAUAGGCUUAGAGGACAGUGAAAGUAUACCUAAGAUAACUGAACCUUCCUCAUUCCUACCACUGUUACCUCAGCAUUCUUUUAGUUCUCUUCCUGUUAAAGGUGAAUAUGGAAAAAUCCAGGAAUCCUUUUCAACCGCAAGCAAAAGUGCGGUUUCUGUAAGCCAUUCUGUAAUUAGUCAAACACGUGAUAGGCCCUUGCCAUUCUCAGAGAAUAUCAUAGCCCAGCAAGGUAAUUUGAAGGCUCUCCAAGAACAGUUAGACCUGCAGAAGGAAGUUCUUCAGGCAAGACAGGAAGCUCAGGAACAAUUGAUUUUGUGUAAACAGAAGGAAUUGGAACAGCAAGCAAGCCUCCCUAUAUUCCUUCCAUUAGUGCCUUCAGAUUCAUUUGCUUCACAGCCUUCUGCCAAAGCUGAAUUGGGGAGAAUCCAGGAAUCUUCUCCAACCAAGAAUGAUACUGCAGUCUCCUCAGGCCAUCCUGUGGUCUCACAACCUCAGGAUAGGAUUUUGAGUUCUUCACAGCCUAUCUUAUUGCAGCAAAAUAAUUUUAAAUUUCUCCAAGAACAGUUGAAUAUUCAGAGGGAUAUUCUUCAGGCUAGACGGGAAGCCCAGGAAGUAUUAUGUGUACAUAAACAGAGUGAAUUGGAUGGAAGAGUAUGUUCUGAACAGGCUGAGCCCUCUUCUCUCCCAUUUCAAGUAGUUCAGCAUCCAUUUACUUCACUACUUUCUGCUGAUAUAAAAUCUGGAAAAAUCCAGGAGCCAUAUUUAUCUAAGAGUGAGAGAGGGUUUCUCUCAAGCCAGUCUGAAAUACCUAAAUCUCAGCAUGGGUCUUCGAGUUUCCUACAGCAGUUUCUACCUCUACAUGAUAGUUUGAAGUUGCUCCAAGAACAGCUGACUGUACAGAAGGACACUCUUCAGGCGAGGCAUGAAGCUCAGGAGGAGUUACUUUUACAUAGACAAAGGGAAUUGGAGGACAAGAAAUCUGGGCAGAUGAGUUCUUCCUUCUUACCAACGGUUCAACAUUCAGUUGCUUCACAAGCAUCUGCUAAAGCUGAGCCUAGGAGAAUUCAGAAAUGUUAUUUAUCUGAGAAGGAGAGUAUAAUUCCUUCUAGUUAUUUGAUAACCCCAACAUUUCGGGAUAAGUCUCUUAAUUUUCCACAGCACAGCCUGCCACAGCCAGAAAAGUUGACGAUACUCCAAGAAAAGUCACACAUACAGAAGGUACUACUUGGUGCUAAAGAAGAAACUCAAGAAUUUGUACACAAACAAACUGCACUGGAAAAAAUAAUUUCUUCUGAACAGACUGGCACCUCUUCAUCCCUAUCCCAGCUAGCUGAAUCUGAGAAAUUCCAGAAAUGUAUGUCAGUCAAGAGUGACAGUACAGUUCCUUUUAGUCAUUCCAAGAUCCCAAGAUUUCAGGAAAGACUUUUGAGGUUUUCACAGCAUAUACUACCUCUACAAAAUAAUUUGGAAGAACACCAAGAAUGGCUAGACACAGAGAAAGAGGCCUUUCAUUUUAGCCAGAAAACCCAAGAAAAUACACCUUCUGAACAAACUGGCUCAUCGGCAGUAAUACCACAGUUACAGCUUUCAUUUACUUCCUUACCUUCUGCUGAGACUGGUACAACCCAGGAACUGCUUCCGACAGUAUGUGAUAGUAAAAUUUCUUCAAGCCAUUAUCAAAUCGCACAAUUGCAGGAUAGGCUUUUGAGGAUAUCACAACUUAUCCAGCCUCAGCAAGAUAAUUUGAAGGCACUUCAAGAACAGUUAGCUACGCAGAGGGAGGCCAUCAUUCAAUCUAGACAGGAAGCUGAGGAAGAAUUACUUUUACAUAAACAGAGUGAGUGGAAGGGAAGAAUAUCUCCUGAGCAGGUUAGCAUUUCUUCCUUACCACUAGUAGUGCAGCAUUCAUUUGCUUCAUUGCCUCUCACUAAAUCUGAAAGAAUCCAGGGACCUUGUCCAAGUAGCAGUGACAAUACAGUCUCCUCAAGUUAUUCUGAGAUACCAAGAUUGCCUGAUAGGCUGUUGAGUUUAUCACAUCCUAUUUUACCUGAACGGGAUAAUUUGAUUGCACUUCAAGAACACUUGCAUGCACAGACAAAUUCCCUUCCUUCUACUGAGAAAACUGAGAAAGAAUUGGUUUUGCCUACACAAUAUAAAUUUGAGGAAAAGGGAUCUUCUGAGCAUUUUGUCCAACCUCAUCAUGGUGAUUUGAAGGCACUUCAACAACAAUUAGAUAUGCAGAGGAAAGCCAUUCGAUCUAGACAAGAAGUCCAAGAAGAAUUACUUUUGCAAAGAUUAAGUAAAUUGGAGAAAAGGGUAUCAUCUGAGCAGAUUACCUCCUCUUCAUUCUUAUCCCAGGUAGUACUGCCUGUGGCCGACUAUGAAAGAACCCAGAAGUCUUUUCCAACCAAAAGUAAUGAUACUGUUCCCUCAAGUCAUCCUGAGAUCCCAAGAUCUCAGGAUAGACUUUUGCGUUUAUCACAGCCUAUUCUGCCUCAGCAAGAUAAUUUGACAGCACAAUUGGGUUUACAAAGAGAAGUGGUAUAUUCUAAUGAAAAACCCCAGGAAGAGCUGCUUGUAAACAAACAAAGUGAGUUGAACAAAAAUGAAUCUGCUGAUCAUGGUAUCCCUUCUUUGUUUCUACCCAAGGAAACAGAGCAUUCAUUUAUUCCACUACCUUUUGCUGAAGCUAAAUCUAAAAGCGUUUGUGAACUGUAUUCAUCCCAGAAUGAACGUGCAGCUCCCUCAAGUGAUUCUAUGAUCCCAAGAUUUCAAGAUAGACUUUUAAGUUUUUCACAGCUUUUCUUAGUUCAGCAAGAUAACUUGGGACUUCAGAAGCAGUUGGAUCUACAAAGAAAGUUUCUGCACUGUAGCCAAAAAGCCCAGGAAGAAGUGCUUGUACAGAGACAAACAGCAUUGCAGCAGCAGAUAGAGAAACAUCAAGAGAUUUUGAAGGAUUUCUUUAAAGAUGGUCAGACAAGUAAGCCCACAGUUGAAAAUGAUUUAAAAACCGAGAAGAUGGAGCAGCUUGGAGAGUGGCUUCCUCAUAUCCAAGACCUAGCAAGAGGUGAUCAGGAAAACAUUAGUCAUGCAGAUAGGAGUGACUCUGAUGAUAAUCAGCUGGUUUCAGAAGAUGUUAGUGCCAAGCAAAGUGGUGACCAUCUGGAUAAAGAACUGGGUAGAAGAUCCUCAAAGCCACCUGUAGCAAAAGUGAAAUGUGGAUUAGACUUAAACCAACAUGAACUUAGUGCUAUACAAGAAGUGGAAUCACCAACAAGUGGCAGAACUUCUAUACUAGGUAAACCAGGUUUUUAUCAAGACAGAGACCCCAUGAGGGUCUCAAUAAGUCGAGAACACAGUUUCUUUGAGAGCCCACUGGCCUAUGAUCCAUUUGGUUGUCUUCAACCAAUUGACCAGGAGAAUGUCUGCGAUAAUGACUAUGAUGAAGCAGUCAAGGUCAAGGAGUCUGUUGAGAAUCAAAGUUAUGCUGUGGAGGAAGAAGAGCAUAUAUAUCUUGGUUCAACUGUAAAGCCAGAUAAUAAGGCUGAAACACAAGAGAUUUCUCAUGAGCCAUUAUCUUCAGAAACUGUUUCCACGGGGAGCUUUUUAAGUUACCAGAACAUAGAUUUGAGCCUUACAGAUCCAGAGUCUUUUCCAGAGCACGUGGAUGACAGGGAACAAGAAUCAAGCACCUGUAAAGAAAAGGAAACAGUUGGGCUCGACUUUCCAGAAUUGGAGCACAUUUUUCCAAAUUUGCAUCGUCAGCUGUUUAAACCCUUAGAACCACAUCCAGAUUUUGAUUUAUCAUCAUCCUCUGGGAUUUCCCAAGACAACAGAGAUCCUUACCAGAACUCAGAUUCUUCAUCUGAAAGCUACUGUGCUACUGUAUCAUCCAAAAGUACAGUUUCUUUUACAGUGCUUAGGAGGACCAGCCUGCAUUCUCCUCUUAACACAAGCCUGAAUCAGCAACCUGACCCUACCUUGACUCAUGGUGCAGCUCAGAGCUUUGCUACAGAAAAUAUUAUUGAGGGAUGUGAGCAGUCUUUUCAGCAGCUUCUGCCAGAAUUUUCUUCCCAGGAGGGGAGCCAGCAUGCCGAUCUACCAAGUAUUUUUAGCAUUGAAAGAAGAGAUUCUUACCAAGGCAUGGAAAAUCAGAACUGCUCCUCUGAAGAACAGACUGAAAUAUUACAAAAUAAGAAAAAAAGUGUCCAUUUCCAGCUCUCUGUAGGAAAUUUAAGUUCAGUGUGCAGUUCAUCUGAUGAGACCAAUGCAUCUGAUCAGUUACAUGGACAGCAUAGCACUCCAUGUGGUUCUACCUCUAGUGAGUCUUCAAUAAAACACGAACUGGAAAGCAGAAAAGAAAGGCUGAACUUUGAAGAACUAUCAAAGACAGGGGUUGUAACACUGUUACAAUGUGAAGGACUCAACAAAGAUGAAAAAAAUGAAAGUUGUAGGGUUUUAGAUAUAAAUCCACAUGUAGAGGAAACUGACUCUCAAUUAUGUGUAAGAACAGUGGAGAUGGGAACUUCAGUUCAGACACCAUGUUCAUUAACUACUCAAAAUGAAAAAUAUUUUGAGAAUUCAACUAAAACUGAAACUCCAAAGAUCCUAAGAAACCUAUCUCAGUUACCACAAUCAGAGCUCUUUGUAAGUUCUGGAUCCUUUCCAUUACAGACCUCUAUUCCAAUCUGGGAAACAGAAACUGGCCAUGGUAUAAUGGAAGAACCAGAACUUACUUUAGUAAGCACCAGUGAUAUCAGUAUUGCUGAAACAGAUUUUGCAAACUUAACCCUAGAAGAAAAGAAAGAGAAUGAGGCAAAAAGCUGUUUUCAGGUGAGUGAAUUUCUGCCUCUUGUAUCAGAAACAGAAACCUCAGACUACCCAGCUGUAUCUGACUUUUCAAAGGAGAAGACUACAACAGUGUCUACAGAAACCCUUCCGAAGUUCACAGCAACACCAGGGAGUUUACAAGAGGCAUUUGUAAAGAGAAAAAAAACAUUUAUGGAGAGAUCCUACCAGAGGCAGAAAGAAAUAAGGAAUAAAAUACAUGUCCCUGAAAAUUCCCAAAUCAAAACAGCUAAGGAGAAAACAUCUACAGGUUCACCUGUGAGUCACCUAAAGGGUGUGAAUAAAGUUAGGUUGUCUUUUCCUGAAGACAGAAAGACUACACAAGCCCUCAUGCACCAAAGGGCUCUAAGAUUACACAAUCAGUCAGCUGAAGUGAAACAACAAAAGGAAGAGAAAGCAAAGCAAGAAGCUUAUGCCCAAAACAGAAUAAAGGCAAAAGAAUUUCAUAAGAAAACACUAGAGAAACUUCGAGCCAAAAACACAUGCUGACUUUCUACAACAGCGUAAAGGGUUUAAUUAUUUGUGACAUUAGGCAAAAUUAUUUAAAGUCAAUAAAUUUUUAUUCAAGGAA
Molecule: messenger RNA, 7807 nt
Organism: Cynocephalus volans (Philippine flying lemur)
Lineage: Eukaryota; Metazoa; Chordata; Mammalia; Dermoptera; Cynocephalidae
Gene: CEP295
Product: centrosomal protein 295
Exons: 30
Coding region: 97-7725 (2542 amino acids)
Molecular function (GO): microtubule binding
Source: RefSeq, a predicted model, not a curated record